UAGAUCCUCUCCAUGGUUCUCUGUAGCCACCAUCACAGCGACCACUACUUGCUUCAUUAUAGAACUGUCAAAACCAAUCUAAACCGAUGUGUCAACUCGAACUACAAUGGAUCCAACUUGAGCUAAAAAUACAAACAAAUUUUGCAGUUGACUCAAAAAAUAAAUUUGGCCCAUGCUGAUCCGAGUUAACCCACCUAAACAAUUACAUAACAAAGCCUUAAGUAACCUAAUUUUAUUUUUUUAAGAGUGGCUCUCUCGUCUCUCCCUCUCCGUCACGGCGUCAGCGUCAUUCACUCACUCACUCUCGAGCUCGACGCCGCGACCCACUCAGUCAGUCACUCAGGCACAGCGCCACAAAGAUCCACUCUCCGCCGCGAGCCCGCAACCCACUCACAAACACAGCUCGCCGCCGCGACCCCGUGCCACUGCUUUUCCGCGACCCUGCGCCGCCGCGAACGCUCACCCUCCAUCUUUCCUCACCGUGUUAUUGUGACUGAAAGUGAACGAUUGCUGCUCUCUUUUGGUGUUGUCAUUGAAAGAAUUUGGUAGCUGAGAAGUAAACAUUUAACUGGUUAUACCUCCCUUCAUAGUUCGUGCUACAAUAGGAUGCUUCAUGGUCUGAAGCCAUUAUAAACUCCUUAGAACUUCCUGAACACCUUAGAACUUCCUGAGCCUGAGCUGUACAUACACCUUACUCACAAAUCAAUCUGAUUCAGCCUACUGCCAUAUAUUAGUAAUGAAUCUCUUGUUCAGUGUGAGGUAGACGAAUGAGAGCUUUAGAAUGGAUGGCUCUGGCACUGUGUACCAUUGCCAAAUUUCAGCAACUAAUGGCAAGUAUGGUUAUGUGAUUGGAACUAAAGGCUUGGAGUCAUCCUCUGGUGACCCCAAUGUGUAUACUUUAGUUCUUCUAUAGUUUGCCAUGCCAUGUUGAAACCUUCAUGGAAACUAAGCCGUACAGGUCAACCAUCCGGUGGUGAUUGUGACAAGCCGCAUCAGUGACAUAGCUUCCAUGAUGGUGAUGGCAGACAACAGUCACCUCGACUAUGAUAUCAAAUUAUGGCUUUCUAUCAGUCUGUUAUAAACAAAUGAUACAUAUAUUGCAUAUGGGAUGAUUUAAAUCUGUGAAACCUGUUUCUUUGUUUCUUCAUGAAGCUUCCCCACCCCUCUCUUUUGUAUUUUAUUAGAUAGAUUUGCAAUGGUGAGAGUCUAAGCUUCUUGGACUAAGUAUAUUUUGACUUGUAUAGUGUUUCAAGCAUUUUAUUCUCUCCUAUGUUUUUUUUUUAUCAGCACUCUCCUAUGUGCUUUCCUCAACACUUGUUUGACACUAUCAUAUAUGAAUGCAUGACUUAUUCACUGUUUGAGAACAGGAAAGCUAAAGAACUAGUUUUUCAGAUCAAUUAACUUUGGAAUGAUUGGAAUGAAUAUAUACAAUAGGAGUCUGCAAUCAGAAUGAGCAGACAGUUAAAGACUAUACUUGUGGAAGGAUAGUGGAUAUAGUGGUCCUGCAGUCUCCUCUCAUGUCUUGUCCUUCUCUUUGCAUCAAUUUUGAUCAGAAAAACUUGUUCUUUAGCUUUCCUGUUUUCAUAGAUAUGAUAGUUCCCAACAAGUGUUGACGGAAAACACAUUGGAGAGAAUAAAAUGAACGGAACACCUAUAAGUCAAAUCAACCUGGUUGGGCGCAUUUUGCUCUCUUCUCUUUUUCUUUUGAUCCAACUUGCCUGCUAAAGGCGUAGUUGGUUUUGCAAAGGUUGAAAAUAAAAACAAAUGGCGAUUGAUGAUGUAUUUCAUAUCUCUAUCUAUCUGUAACCAAUUAGUAAUUAAAUAUAUUGGCUUCCUUUCCUCUCUGGCUCUGGAAUGAUGUGACUUAGCCAAAUCGGAUAUUCAUGUGCUCCAUGUGGCAACAAACAUAUUUUUAAAGCUUGCUCUCAUAGUAAAACUAAAGCAUGUGGCAAGCUUUGAUUGAUGUUGAUGACCCUCAUGUUGAAGCGCAUUUCCCUGAUGAUAAACAAGGAGAUUGGUUGUUUCCUGACCAGAACCACAAUAAUUUUGUUUCUCCAGAGUAGGGAAAGGUUCUAUUUGAAAAUUUGGCUGUCGUCUUCAUUAUCAAUCUGUCACAUUUGCACGUGCAAUAUGCUUAUUCUGCUUUGCAUUCUCCACAUCAUCUUGAAUGGCCCAACUCUCUGCCUUGGGAAUAAGGUUGAGGACAAAAUUUUGAAAGUUGGAGAAGAGCUUUGGAGAGAAACUUUGCCAUUACAAGGUGGCUCUUGCUUUUAUCAAUUACAGGGUCUAAAACCCCACACGUGGUAUGAAGUGAAGAUAUCAUAUCCAGCUUCUAUACCUGCUAGCUUUUCCAUACAACUGAAGAGAAACAAGUCAGAUGUGGUGCUGAACAAUAACAGGAGAUUGCUCAACACUGAAAAGCUAAUUUUUAAGACCAAUAGCAAUCAGGAUGAAUUCCUGUUAGUAUUAGUAACUGUGGAGCCAGAGGGGUUUCCUGCAAAACUGCAUGUAGCAGAGAGGCAAUUUAUUAUCUUCAAUAUAGUAUGUGAUGAACUAUUAUUAGGCAUACCCCACAAAGCUUGGUGGGUAGUGGCACUGGCUUUACUCUGUCUAGGAAUUGCUUUCAUCGUGCCUUCUUUUCUUCCAUUGCAUUUGCUACCAAAGAACCAAGUCUUGAGGACAGAUGAUUAUGUUUCUAAAAUUUCUUGAUAAGCCUCCAAGAAGACAUAUUUUUUUAAGGCAAAUGUUAGUUGUUAAUUGUUAGUUUUAUGAACCUCCAAGAAGAUAAAGUGAUUGUAUAAUUGUUUGUCUCAAAUGCGGUGAGGCAUGCUUGCAUAUGACGUUGGCUUUGUCAAUAGAAUUUUGGAAGCUACCAUGUGGCUGCUAAUUUUCCAAGUUUUCUAAUAGCAUGUUUGGUUUUGCGUUUCGGAUGUGAUUUUCAGGAACCAAUAGCUUCUACAUUCCAUAUGUGAUUCUUUCAGUCUUCAA
Molecule: messenger RNA, 2988 nt
Organism: Glycine soja
Lineage: Eukaryota; Viridiplantae; Streptophyta; Magnoliopsida; Fabales; Fabaceae
Exons: 8
Coding region: 1963-2709 (248 amino acids)
Source: RefSeq, a predicted model, not a curated record